This is a messenger RNA of Hemicordylus capensis (graceful crag lizard), 762 nucleotides long. Its product is annotated as gametogenetin-like. The record is from RefSeq and is a predicted model, not a curated record. Lineage: Eukaryota; Metazoa; Chordata; Lepidosauria; Squamata; Cordylidae. The transcript is spliced from 2 exons. Bases 98 to 643 code for a protein of 181 amino acids.
GAGGGAGGCAGGGCUUUGCUGGGCGCCGCCUCCGCUCGGCUCCGAGGCCCGCCCGACGGGCGAGCGGGUGGCACCGAGAGCGCAGGAGCGCCGGAAGAUGCCGUCACGCCGAGGAGGAGGCGGCGGCGGCGGCGGCGAGAGAGGCAGGCCGUGGCGCGGCCCCGGCUGCCUGCUUGUCCCUCCAGCGGAGCGCUCCCCCACCAAGCCCGCGGGCCCGGGGCAGUGCGCGCGCCCCGCUGCCCGCCGAGGGAAGCAGGUCCGGCACGGGCGCUCGGCAGAGGGGCUGGUCCUGCUGGCUCCCCCGCUGCCAUCGCCUCCCCUUCCUCUCCAGAGGGCGAGGCUUGCCGCGGAGAGGAGAAGCAGGACGGCCCUACCUGACAGGUCGGCGGCGGGAAGGCAGGAGGCUCUGCUGCCGAAGGCGUCUGCUGGGGGCCUGCUCCGAGGCGCAGCGACGGAGUUUUGCAGCCGGGACCUGAAGGCCUGGGAGGCGCCCUCCCCCGCCCCUGCGAGUCCAGCAUCAUCACCACCACCCCCGCCACACACACACACACCCCGUGACGCACACAGGACUUUUAGCGCACGGGUUCUGGGCACAAACUGCAGCUGGACUCACAAGAAUGUCAGAAUAUCAAACAGCGGCUGACGUCAGAGCGGAAGUUGCGCACAGGCUCUUCGUCGCAGCCUUUGGUGGUCGUUCCGCCACUCACUUCCAGUUCCGGGUCACGCAGCGGAGAGAAUUUCCGGCUGGGGCCUUGUUGUCGC